CCUUUUUCUUUUGAAAUGAUUUUUUGUUUUUGUGUAUUGUCAAGAAAAAAUUUGUGAAUAAAAAUGCAAGCUUUUCUAAAAACUGGCAAAACUACAGGAUUUGACAAAAGUCAACAACCUAGUACAUCUAGUGGUCAUCAAAGUGGGCAAAGUGGGCGUCGUAAAACACCAACACCUUGGGUGGAAAAAUAUCGCCCUAAAACAGUUGAAGAUGUUGUGGAACAAUCCGAAGUUGUAGCGGUUUUACGUAAAUGUGUUGAAGGUUCCGACCUACCGAAUAUGCUUUUAUACGGUCCUCCCGGUACUGGAAAAACUAGCACAAUAUUGGCAGUUGCCCGUCAAAUAUUUGGAGAUAUGUUUCGUGACCGUAUUCUGGAACUUAACGCUUCCGAUGAGCGCGGUAUUAAUGUAGUGCGAACAAAAAUCAAAAAUUUCGCACAAUUAACAGCUAGUAGCACACGCCCGGAUGGUCGGUAUUGCCCGCCCUUUAAAAUUAUAAUUCUCGAUGAGGCCGAUUCAAUGACACAUGCUGCUCAGGCUGCUUUGCGGCGUACUAUGGAGAAGGAAAGUCGCAGUACUCGCUUUUGCCUAGUUUGCAAUUACGUUUCGCGCAUAAUUGAGCCGAUAACUUCGCGUUGCACUAAAUUUCGUUUUAAACCUUUGCAAGAAGAGAAAAUUGUAGAACGUUUGCAAUAUAUUUGCGGUUUAGAAGGCGUUCAGAUAGAAGAGGAAGCUUUCAAGACCAUUGUUGAGGUGUCUGGUGGAGAUAUGCGUAGAGCUAUAACCACUUUGCAGUCUUGCUAUAGGCUUAAGGGUGCCCAGCACAAGAUAUCUAAAAAUGAUCUUUUUGAGAUGUCGGGCAUGUUGCCGCAACACUAUAUAGAAGACUAUUUGGAAGUAUGCCGUUCAGGAGAUUAUAUUAAAUUAGAGGAAUUUGUCAACGAUCUACUCUAUGAGGCUUACAGCAUUGGGCAAAUGCUGGAACAAUUUAAUGAAUACGUCUUGAGAUCUCCUUCCUUAACCGAUAUGCAAAAAGCACGUAUUUGCGAUAAAGCAGGUGAAAGCUCUUAUCGUUUGCAAGAUGGUGGCUCGGAAUACUUACAAGCUAUGGAUUUAGGUUGCGCUAUGAUAUUGCUUUUGAAAGAGAAAUAAUUACAGAUAUGAAAAUAAAAUUUUUAUUGAAAUA
This is a messenger RNA of Glossina fuscipes, 1186 nucleotides long. RefSeq names its product replication factor C subunit 4. The record is from RefSeq and is a predicted model, not a curated record. Gene Ontology annotation, molecular function: ATP hydrolysis activity; DNA binding; ATP binding. Gene Ontology annotation, biological process: DNA repair; DNA-templated DNA replication. Bases 64 to 1152 code for a protein of 362 amino acids. Lineage: Eukaryota; Metazoa; Arthropoda; Insecta; Diptera; Glossinidae. Gene Ontology annotation, cellular component: nucleus; DNA replication factor C complex. The transcript has 2 exons.